Molecule: messenger RNA, 1287 nt
Organism: Poecilia latipinna (sailfin molly)
Lineage: Eukaryota; Metazoa; Chordata; Actinopteri; Cyprinodontiformes; Poeciliidae
Product: cell division control protein 42 homolog
Exons: 6
Coding region: 146-721 (191 amino acids)
Biological process (GO): small GTPase-mediated signal transduction
Molecular function (GO): GTPase activity; GTP binding
Source: RefSeq, a predicted model, not a curated record
GACUGGUGUAGUGGACGUGAGGGGCUCGGCUAUCUGACUGAACCAAGUUUCAGGUCGCUGGUGCCAACGCCCGGCGAAAACAGCCAACUUAUCGAGUACAAAAACGGAGCUAACGUAAUUGACAGCAGCAACCGAAAGCACAGAGAUGCAGACUAUCAAGUGUGUUGUGGUUGGAGAUGGAGCAGUGGGAAAAACCUGCUUACUGAUUUCAUACACAACCAACAAGUUCCCUUCUGAAUAUGUACCAACAGUGUUUGAUAACUAUGCAGUAACUGUAAUGAUCGGGGGUGAACCAUACACCCUUGGCUUAUUUGAUACAGCAGGUCAGGAGGAUUACGACAGGUUACGACCACUAAGCUACCCUCAGACCGACGUCUUCCUAGUCUGUUUCUCAGUUGUUUCACCUUCCUCAUUUGAGAAUGUUAAAGAAAAGUGGGUUCCUGAAAUCACCCACCAUUGUCCCAAGACCCCGUUCCUGUUGGUAGGCACUCAGAUUGACCUCCGCGAUGACCCCUCCACAGUGGAGAAGUUGGCCAAGAACAAACAGAAGCCAAUCACCCCUGAGACGGCAGAAAAGCUGGCUCGAGACCUUAAGGCAGUCAAAUACGUGGAGUGCUCAGCCCUGACUCAGAAAGGAUUAAAGAAUGUGUUUGAUGAGGCAAUACUAGCCGCCCUGGAGCCUCCCGAACCUAAGAAAAGGCCUAAAUGUGUUCUGCUCUAAGGUCUUUCGCUGCUUUCUUCAGACCGUUUUCCAAAACCAGGUUAACAGUACUGAUACGGCUUUCUGCACAAGGACAUUCCACCGUUAUUUGAGAUGUCAUGAGAUUUUAGCCUUCCCACAGACGUAACAUAAAAACAUUUAAUGUGUUAAAUGAUUUUUAAACUUCGGUUAUUCUGUGCUGGGUCAUUUGAUACCACUGGUCAGAAACGAUAUGAGCUCUUGACUGGUUAAACCAACAUCCAGCUGGAGACGACACUUUGAAAUAACUCCUCAGUUUGACCUCAGUGUUGCUUUUUAUGGAGAAAUGUCAGGAGAACAGAUUAAAUUAACUUGUUUUCUCCACAAAAAAGUUCUUGUUUCAUGUGUCACAAAAUUGGAAUGCUCGCAUCGUUUUGUAUUUUGUUUAAAAAUAUGACUUUAAACGUGUUUCAAACUGCAACAUUCUUCUAUCACCAGCUUUUGCAUUAGCAAUAAUAUUCCUUAUUUUGUGUUUUAAGAUUUAAAAUGUCUUUUAAUCAUUCCAACAUGGCCUUCAGGAAGUUCUAAGGCAUGCAGUGGAUGAUUUU